Molecule: messenger RNA, 10369 nt
Organism: Anguilla anguilla (European eel)
Lineage: Eukaryota; Metazoa; Chordata; Actinopteri; Anguilliformes; Anguillidae
Gene: myh14
Product: myosin, heavy chain 14, non-muscle
Exons: 44
Coding region: 179-6331 (2050 amino acids)
Cellular component (GO): myosin complex
Molecular function (GO): ATP binding; cytoskeletal motor activity; actin filament binding
Source: RefSeq, a predicted model, not a curated record
GUCUGUGCUUUAUUCUCAGUGUGUAUGUGUGCGGCACCGCCUGAACAGUGUAGUGAUAAAAGCCGCAUUUGCAGUAUAUAUCUUGCUGUUCAUAUCGAACGGAAAGACGGGAAAACACCCUGUUUCGUCUUCUAACGUCGCACCCUGCUCCUGUUUUCCGCAAAUAAUUUAAAGUACCAUGUCCAAACCAGCAGGGGGCGGCGCCAACGAUGUCAACAGCUUCCUCUACACCGGGGUGGGGCCAUCCUCCUCUAACUUCGUGUUCUCCGCCGCCAGUCAGGCCGACUGGGCGGCCAAGAGGCUCGUCUGGGUGCCCUCCGAGAAGCAUGGCUUUGAGUCCGCCAGUGUGCGGGAGGAGAGGGGGGACGAGGUGGAGGUGGAGCUGACGGACAGCAGCAGGCGGGUGACCCUCAACCGAGAGGAGGUGCAGCGGAUGAACCCGCCGCGCUUCAGCAAGGUGGAGGACAUGGCCGACCUCACCUGCCUGAACGAGGCCUCCGUCCUGCACAACCUGAGGGAGAGAUACUACUCCGGACUCAUCUACACAUAUUCUGGGUUGUUCUGCGUGGUCAUCAACCCCUACAAGAACCUGCCCAUCUAUACGGAUUCCAUUGUGGAGAUGUAUCGCGGGAAGAAGCGCCAUGAAAUGCCGCCCCACAUAUACGCCAUCUCUGAGGUGGCGUACAGAAGCAUGCUGCAAGAUAGAGAAGAUCAGUCUAUUUUAUGCACAGGGGAGUCGGGAGCCGGCAAAACCGAAAACACUAAGAAGGUGAUCCAGUAUCUGGCCCACGUGGCCUCGUCCCAUAAAACAGUGAUGCCUGGGCGAAGCAAAGAGGCCGCGUCACAGAUGGAUACCCUUAAAUCCGCCCCGCGGGGCAGUGGGAUGGUGAACAGGAGCGUGCAGUAUGGGGAGCUGGAGAGGCAGCUGCUGCAGGCCAACCCCAUACUGGAAGCCUUUGGGAACGCAAAGACAGUGAAGAAUGACAACUCCUCUCGAUUUGGCAAAUUCAUCCGCAUCAAUUUUGACGUGGCCGGGUACAUCGUUGGCGCUAACAUCGAGACCUACCUCCUGGAGAAGUCGCGCGCCAUCCGCCAGGCGAAGGACGAGAGGACCUUCCACAUCUUCUACCAGCUGCUGUGCGGCGCCAGCGAGGCCAUGAGAGCGGACCUGCUCCUGGCCGGUGCGGAUCAGUACCGGUUCCUGAGUGGCGGGUCGAUCCCGGUGCCCGGUCAGAGCGACGCGGAGAACUUCACCCAAACCAUGGACUCCAUGACCAUCAUGGGGUUCUCGAAGGAGGAGGCCAUCGGCAUGAUGAAGGUGAUCUCCUCGGUGCUGCAGUUUGGAAACAUCUCGUUCACCAAGGAGAAGAACACGGACCAGGCCUCCAUGCCCGACGACACGGCCGCCCAGAAGCUGUCCCACCUGCUGGGCAUCAGCGUGGUGGAGUUCAGCCGGGCCAUCCUCAUGCCCCGGAUCAAGGUGGGCCGGGAGUACGUGCAGAAGGCCCAGACCAAGGAGCAGGCCGAUUUCGCGGUGCAGGCUCUGGCUAAAGCCACGUACGAGCGCCUGUUCCGCUGGCUGGUGCACCGGAUCAACCGGGCCCUGGACCGGCGCCAGAGACAGGGAGCGUCCUUCAUCGGCAUCCUGGACAUCGCCGGCUUCGAGAUCUUCCAGCUGAACUCAUUUGAGCAGCUUUGCAUUAACUACACCAAUGAGAAGCUGCAGCAGCUCUUCAACCACACCAUGUUCAUCCUGGAGCAAGAGGAGUACCAGCGGGAGGGCAUCGAGUGGAACUUCAUCGACUUCGGCCUGGACCUGCAGCCCUGCAUAGACCUCAUAGAGCGGCCGGCCCACCCCCCGGGAGUUCUGGCCCUGCUGGACGAGGAGUGCUGGUUCCCUCGGGCCACCGACCGAUCCUUCGUGGACAAGCUGGUGGCGGAGCAGGGGUCGCACUCCAAAUUCCACCGCCCCCGUCAGCUGAGGGAGGAGGCGGACUUCUCUAUCCUGCACUACGCGGGGAAGGUGGACUACAAGGCGGACGAGUGGCUGGUGAAAAACAUGGAUCCCCUGAACGACAACGUGGCCUCCCUCCUCCACCAGUCCUCCGAUCAUUUCAUCGCUGAGCUGUGGAGGGAAGAUAUUCAGACUCUUCCUCGUGUUUACUUUUUCGACUCCUAUGCCACUCUGCAGACCAAUGGCUCUGACAUGGAGAGGAUUGUGGGCCUGGAGCAGGUGGGGUCCACGGAAGGUUCCGGGCCUGUGACCUUCGGGGCGGCGGGGCUGAAGACCAAGAAGGGCAUGUUCCGCACGGUGGGGCAGCUGUACAAGGAGUCCCUCACCAAGCUGAUGGCCACCCUGAGGAACACCAACCCCAACUUCCUGCGCUGCAUCAUCCCCAACCACGAGAAGAAGUCAGGGAAGCUCACUCCAAACCUGGUCCUGGAUCAGCUCCGGUGUAACGGGGUUCUGGAGGGCAUCCGCAUCUGCAGACAGGGCUUCCCCAACCGCAUCCCCUUCCAGGAGUUCCGGCAGAGGUAUGAGAUCCUCACUCCAAAUGCCAUCCCUCGAACCUUCAUGGAUGGGAAACAAGCGUGUGAGCUUAUGAUCAAUGCCCUGGAGCUGGACCGGAAUCUGUUCCGCGUGGGUCAGAGCAAAGUGUUCUUCCGGGCCGGGGUUCUGGGCCACCUAGAGGAAGAGCGGGACCUGAAGAUCACCGACACCAUCAUCCGCUUCCAGAGCGCCGCCCGCGGGUUCCUGGCCCGGAAGGCCUUCCUGAAGAAGCAGCAGCAGCUCAGCGCGCUGAGGGUCAUGCAGAGGAACUGCGCCGCCUACCUCAAACUGAGGAACUGGCAGUGGUGGAGGCUCUUCACCAAGGUGAAGCCGCUCCUGCAGGUGACGCGGCAGGACGAGGAGAUCCAGGUCAGGGAGGCAGAGCUGCAGAAAGCCGCAGAUAAGCUGUCCAAAGUGCAGCUGGACUUUGUCGAGCUGGAGAAGAAACAUCAACAGCUGGCAGAGGAGAAGUCUGUGCUGACAGACCAGCUGCAGGCGGAGGCGGAGCUCUUUGCCGAGGCAGAGGAGAUGAGAGCGAGGCUGGCCAAUAGAAAGCAAGAGCUGGAGGAUGUGCUGAGCGAACUCGAAGGCCGAUUGGAGGAAGAGGAGGAAAGAGGCGUGCAGCUGACCAAUGAGAAGAAGCGACUGCAGCAAAAUGUUCAGGACCUGGAGGAGCAGCUGGAAGAGGAGGAGGGAGCCAGACAGCGCCUCCUGCUGGAGAAGGUCACCCUGGAGACGAAAGUGAAAAGUCUGGAGGCCGAGAAUGUGAACCUGAGUGAGCAGCGAGACAGGUUGAGCAAGGAGAAGAAACAGAUUGAGGAGAGACUGAAUGAGCUGACUGACCAGCUGACUGAGGAAGAAGAGAAGGUGAAGAGCUUAAACAAGCUGAAGAACAAGCAGGACGCGGUCCUCGCCGAUCUGGAAGAGCGACUGAAGCGGGAGGAGCAGGGGCGCCUGGAGCAGGAGAAGUGGAAGCGCAGGAUGGAGGGGGAGGUGGUGGACACCCAGGAGCAGCUCUCUGACCUGGGGAUGCUGGUGGGGGAUCUGAGGGGCAGCCUGGCCCAGCGGGAGAAGGAGAUCACCAGCCUGCAGGCCCGGCUGGAGGAGGAGGGGGCGCGGAGGACGGAGGCCCAGAGGGCGCUGAGGGAGGCCAUGUCGCAGGUCUCUGAGCUGAAGGAGGAGGUGGAGAACGAGCGAGGGAUGAGGGAGAGAGCGGAGAAACAGAGGAGAGACCUCGGGGAAGAACUGGAGGCUCUAAGGACAGAGCUGGAAGAUACACUGGAUACCACUGCUGCGCAGCAGGAGCUAAGGUCCCGCAGGGAGGCGGAGCUGGGGGAGCUGCAGCGCUGCGUGGAGGACGCGACGCGCCGGCACGAGGCCCAGCUCUCCGAGGUCCGCGUUCGCCACAGCAGCGCCAUCGACUCCCUGCAGGAGCAGCUGGACAACAGCAAGAGAGCUCGGCAGUCCCUGGAGAAGGCCAAGGCCACGCUGGAGGAGGAGAGGGCCAGCCUGAGCGCCGAGCUCAAGGCCCUGCAGGGCGGCAAGAUGGAGAGCGAGAGGGGCAAGAAGCGGGCGGAGGGGCAGCUGCAGGAGCUGAACGCCCGCCUGGCUCAGGCCGAGCGGGAGAGGCAGGAGAGGGAAGACAAAGUGCACAAGCUGCAGUCGGAGAUAGAAAUGAUCUCUGGUUCCCUUUCCUCUGUUGACACCAAAGCCCUUCGCCUCACUAAAGAAGUCAGCAGCCUGGAGAGCCAGCUGCACGACACCCAGGAGCUUCUUCAGGACGAGACGAGACAGAAGCUGGCCCUCGGGUCCCGCGUCCGCGGCCUGGAGGAGGAGAAGGCCGGGCUGAUGGAGAGACUGGAGGAGGAAGAGGAGAGAGUGAGGGAGAUGAACCGGCACAUUCAGACUCUCACUCAGCAGCUGGCGGAGCUGAGGCGGCAGUCGGAGGAGGUGAACUCGGCGGUGGAGGUGGGGGAGGAGUGCCGCCGGAAGCUGCAGCGGGAGCUGGAGACGGUGGCGCAGCGGGAGCGCACGCAGGAGGAGGAGAAGGAGCGGGCGGAGCGGCAGAGGGAGCGGCUGAGGGAGGAGAUCGAGGACAUGACGCUCGCGCUGCAGCGCGAGAGGCAGAACUGCACCGCUCUGGAGAAGAGGCAGAAGAAGUUCGACCAGUCUCUGGCGGAGGAGAAGGCCAUCAGCGCGCGUCUGAUGGAGGAGCGGGACCGCGCGGAGGCGGAGAGCCGGGAGAAGGAGACGCGGGCGCUGUCCCUGGCCCGCGCCCUGCAGGAGGCCACCGAGCAGAACGAGGAGCUGGAGCGAAUCAACAAGCAGUUCCGCAUGGACAUGGAGCAGCUGGUCAACGCUCAGGACGACGUGGGCAAGAACGUCCACGAGCUGGAGCGCACGCGCCGCGCCCUGGAGACGGAGGCCCAGUCGCUGCGCACGCAGACGCAGGAGCUGGAGGAGGAGCUGACGGAGGCGGAGAACUCCAGGCUGAGGCUGGAGGUCACGCUGCAGGCCCUCAGGGCCCAGUUUGAGAGGGAGAUCAGCACCAAGGAGGAGAAAGGGGAGGAGAAGAGGAGAGCGCUCAGUAAACAGGUGCGAGAGCUGGAGGCCCUGCUGGAGGAGGAGCGGAGCCAGCGCUCUCAGGCCCUGACAGUCAAGAAGCAGCUGGAGGCGGAGCUCCAGGAAGCCGAGGCCCAGGUUGAGGCGGCCAAUCGGGGCAGGGAGGAGGGGCUUAAGCAGCUGAAGCGACUCCAGGGUCAGAUGAAGGAGGUGAUGCGGGAGCUGGACGAGACCAAGCUGGCUCGCGACGAGGUGGCCGCCCAGUUCAAAGACACCGAGAAGCGGCUGCAGACCCUGGAGGCGGAGCUGGUGCAGCUGACGGAGGAAGUGGCCAUCUCAGAGAGACUGAGGAGACAGGCUCAGCAGGAGCGGGACGAAAUGGCCGACGAGAUGGUCAACAGCUCCACUGGGAAGUCUUCGCUGAGCGAGGAGAAGAGGAGGCUGGAGGCGCGGGUGACCCAGCUGGAGGAAGAGCUGGAGGAGGAGCAGACCAACUCGGAGAUGAUGGCAGAGAGGCAGAGGAAGGCUGUUCUGCAGGUGGAGACGCUGACGUUGCAGCUCGGCGGGGAGCGGACUCUGGCCCAGAAGAGCGAGGCGGCGCGGGAGAGCCUGGAGAGGCAGAACAAGGAGCUGAAGGCCCGGCUGGCCGAGCUGGAUGGGGCCGUGAAGGGGAAGCACCGGCUCAGCGUCGCCGCCCUGGAGGCCAAGAUAGAGGUCAUGGAGGAGCAGCUGGAGCAGGAGAGACAGGAGCGAGCGAUUGCCGGCAAGCUGGUGCGGAAGACGGAGAAGAAGCUGAAGGAGGUGGUCAUCCAGGCGGAGGACGAGAGGAGGCACGCGGACCAGUACAGAGAGCAGCUGGACAAGUCGAUGGUGCGUCUGCGGCAGCUGAAGCGGCAGCUGGAGGAGGUGGAGGAGGAGAACUCGCGCUCCAACGCGCACCGGCGCAAGCUGCAGCGGGAGCUGGAGGAGAUGUCGGACAGCAGCCAGACCAUGAACCGGGAGAUCACCACCCUGCGCAGCCAGCUCAGACGUGCUCCUCUUCCUCUCUCGCUGCGCUCUGCACGUCGCCCCCUGGUGGACGACUUGUCUCUGGAGAAUUCUGAUUCGGAGGAGCCGCACACCUCCCCGUCCCCGUCCCCUGGACCCCCUGGGACCCCGACUCCCUCCGAACACAACCUGGGCCCCCCGCCCCCUUAUAGCCUGACGGACACUGAAUGAGAGGAAGGGGCGGGGCGUCCACAGACCGACUGACUUGACGGACACCACACUGCUUUAGCACACUACUGACCUGGUGGUGGGACCUACAGUGUACUAACACUGCGGCGAAUUGGAGACGAGAGCAAUUACAGAUUACGGAUAUGGAGCACGCUCAGUAGACUCUAGACUGACUGGACAUGAACUUUAGUCAACACUGCAACCAGAGAGUUGGUACGAACAGCAAUUCAAAAAAGGGAAAAGAAAUGCAGUUCCCAGUGCAUCUUGGGAGGCCUAAUUAUAUCAGCAUUGCCGUCUUUAUUGUAUCCUGCUUGAAAUGACUGUACCUCAAUGGCUUCUUCUACCUAAGCGCUCUUUGAAUUAAAAGCCAUUUCUGGUAAGGCAUUUUGCAUGGGCUUAUAGGACAAAAACAUAAGGUGACAGAAACACAGGCAAAUUCUAAAGAGAUAAACAUACCUUCUAGCCAUUUGUACAUAUAUAUCUAUAUAUAGAUAGACUUCCUUUGACUUUGCUAGUAUGAAACAUAUCAAAACUGCUCUAUGGUAUGAUAUAAAUAAGCUUUGGUAGCUUCUGAAUUUCUGGUUUCUCUCUCUUGCUCUUACCCUGUGAAAGUGUGAAUAUGUGAUGUUAAUGUUCAAGUCAUUUCAUAUCUUUGAAGAGUGAAUGAUUUGAUGUUGAAAGUACCUACUUCACUAUGCUAUUUCUGAGCAGCUUAAGUUAGCUUGUGAUAGGUCACAGUGACAGCUAUGAAAUAAAUUUUCUUUCCCGCACAAAUCUGGAUCACAUCUGUCCACAAAAAUUGGCCAUGGGAAAGAGCAAGAGAGAGAGAAAAGGAGAACGGAUGGUUAACCUUGCUAGUAUGUGUACGCAAAUUUGAAUAUGACUAUUGAUAACUAUUAUAGAACUAAUAUGAAUAGCACCUGUGUGGUGUAGGCUGAAAAGUCAGAGAAGUGAAUGUGCCAGCACUCGCACUUCUGGAGAUAAUGGGUCAUUAUGUAUCCCCCGUCGAGCAGGAUGCCGGUAACAGGCUGGCCUACGGAGGUAACAUUUACAUUGUUUCAGCCUGGUGGAAAUUCCAGCUCCCACCGUAAGAUGGAGUAUAGCUGGAACUGGCUUCUGCUCCAGCAGGAUACCACCAGGAAUUUGGUGAUGGUCUGUUGUCUGCACCAAAAUUGGCCCACCAGCUGGACAUGGUCUUGCCAGCAUGGUUGCUAUCUCAACCACCUUGUUUCCAGUUUGACCGUCUCAAAAAACCAGCUUGAAACCAGGCUGGAACCAAGCUGUAAUUUCCACCAGGGCAACUGCAUUGACAUCGUUUUCAUGGCUAAAUACGUUCUUGAUGUAGCACAGCAUUCUUUGUCCAGCUUACAAUUAUCUAAUUUGCUAGCUAGAUUGGUACUCUAAAUAAGUAGUCUGGAUAGUAGGUAGGUAGAUUUAGGUAUUUAGGUAACUCAACAUUCUAUCGCUUCGAUUACAGCCAGUUGAUUUCAUGUAAUUCAUAUCAAUCCAAAUAUGAUCAUGAUCCAAUUUAUUUAUUGAGGUUUUGUAUGAUUUAUGUCUUCAUGAACAUAUCAGACGUUGGGAAGGAUGGGUAGCAGUGAAGGUACUGGUUCUGAAGCCGCAUUCCCUGCAUUCAGCCUGGGUCUCCCCUGGUCUCCUUUCUCCCAGCUCACACCCUUGACCCUCACCCCGACGCUAAAUUGAGCUCACAGCCGAGCUCAGCCGAGUUGUCUCAGUCCUGCUGCUGGUUUGGUACUCUGAGCUUCUCUACUUGGAAGUAUCAAAUGUUGUGCAAGCUGAAAAAAAAUCAUGUUUAACAUGGAGACAGUGUGCAUGUGUAGCACAUUUCUGUACACGACAGGACUACGGAUGAUAAACCACACUCCACAGGAUGUAAUAUUUCUCUAGCUGGAACGCUUGAGCAACGGACACUACAGAAAGCAGCUGUGAGAGAGAGAGGUCAAGCAGAGGGUCUGGUUAAAUGAAUGGUACUAAUGUAGAAGGGAAAAACUGGAGCCUAAGAUUUUGAACUGUUAAUGGUCUUAACGCAGAACGGGGCAAAAUGAGAGACCUGGCCAUUUCGUGUCCUUGUCGUUCUCAUUAAAGCCAUUACUGUCAUCGUUAUUGAGAGUAUCAUUAUUGUUUUUAAGCAACGGACCUAUGUUAACGUGUGAUUUUUUUUAACGAAUGGUGUAAAAUAUUUAUGUAAGAAAGUUGUCUUUGUGUUUUACCAAAUGUAGGGUGUGGGUGAGCAUGAGGAGAGGGAUCACAAUGCAUCAAACCAGUCAUAGAAAGGUACAGCACAGUCAAGGUACACAGAAAGUAGUGCAAAAUGUUCUUGGGCUUUUUUGGAGAACACAGGCUACCUUUGCAGAUUUUUCAGGCAAAGCUAUUACGCAGAGAAAAGCAAAAGCCCAUAACACCAACAUGUAAAGUACCUACUAUAGCACGCCAAAACCUUCCAAGAAAUCCAUGUUAGGCCAUCCCAGAACAGCAUGGUAGAAGGCAAGUCAAAAGUGCAUUAGAUACUGUUAGUGCUAAUGGGUUUACCAUGCGGUGCGACACUGAACGGACAGGCAUGUACUUCCAAGCUAUUAAGGAGGCUUUAUGUGCCCCUUCUAUCCCUGUGAACUACAAAAUGUGGAAUGUCUUACCUCACUUCCUGCUUAGACUACACAGUUUUUCCCUCAGCCACAGAUUGUCAAACAAUCCAUGUUCAAAUGUCUCUACAUCACGUCUAGAGACCAUUUUAAUUUUCAUUUUUUGGCUCGAACUCUCUUUGUUCUGUUUUAUGUUUGAUUUUUUUUUUGUCAUAUCACUGAGGAAUAUUUUUUAUGGUUUAAAGGUCCUCUCCAGCACCAGAUACAGAAUGUGUUUGUGAUGGAGACCCACUGGUUCUUGUUAGAAGGCUACUGAUGCAGUUUGGCACAGAGCUCGGCUUGUUCUUAAUGAUGGUGUACCCACAUCAUCAGCACAGAGACUGGAAAUCAGGGUCAUUUAACUUUGAUUUUACUCAUCUCUACAAAAAAAACUAACUGUCAUUUCUCUCUGUAAUGAAAUGGAAAGAUUUAGAAAAUGGGGGAACUUGAAUGGAUGAAUCAUCUGUUUUUUAAGGUUGAUAAAGUGCAUUAUUUAUGACAAGAAAUUUUGCAGCGAAAUUGCUGUGCGAAGACAGUGCUUCUCUGUGAUUUUCUGUGUCUUCCCAUUUGUUAAACCUAUUUGCAAACCCCAGGCCAUUUUACUGUUCAUUGUGGCUCUCUGUUACAGUUCACUUUAUUGCUGCAAGAAAGAUUAUUUUAGCGGAGGUUUUAGAUGCAGAGAUAGAGCCAUUAAAAUAUGUGAAUUGAUUUGUGUUGUCUUCUGCUUCCAGUUGGACACUUAAAUUUAUCUUGAUGAUGCAGUAUUUCAACUGAAGUUUUAAAAGUAUCUCCAAAACUGGUUUCUAGCAUUUCAUUUGGACUUGAGAGGCACGAAGAAAGUGAUAAUACGAGGAUCGAUCAAAGGCUGUAUUCUGCACUUUACAUGUCCACACACUAGAGGGCAACAAACCUUUGGCUAAUCCUGUUUGAAUCACUUUGAAAACUCGUAAACACUUUGGAUGCAUUGGCUCUCAGCCCUGGUCCUGGAGACAUUCAUGUGUGAUCUGAUCUUCUAAUUGUUCUGAGCCCUCAUUUUCUUUGCUCACAGCAGAACUCACUUCCAAAUAAUAAUAAAUGAACUCCGAUGUUGAAGUUCCUGUUGCCCUACAUCAAUGUUUGAUGUUCAUGCAUUGGAUAGACUGGGUUUAAUGAAGGGUAACCCCCCCGACACACAGUAUGCCCCCCCCCCCCCCCCCGCUGUUGGACCAGGGUCUGAGAGCCAGCCAACUGGUAUCUCUGUAUCUGUAGCAAGACUGGUGCUUUUAUUCAAAUGUGUUAUUUGUUUUGCUUCUGUGGAACUUGAAUUUUAAAAUAUUUUAUUUAAUUUUUUUUGUUUGUUUGCUGUUAAUAUGAAUCAUAUCUGACUGGAGGUGAAUUUUAAUAUAUGUUGUUGGUUUGGAAA